Chlorella variabilis is the source of this 1806-nucleotide messenger RNA. RefSeq lists its product as hypothetical. Gene Ontology annotation, cellular component: membrane; TRC complex. The coding region runs from base 1 to 1806 and encodes 601 amino acids. Gene Ontology annotation, molecular function: molecular adaptor activity; protein binding. The transcript has 7 exons. Gene Ontology annotation, biological process: post-translational protein targeting to endoplasmic reticulum membrane. Lineage: Eukaryota; Viridiplantae; Chlorophyta; Trebouxiophyceae; Chlorellales; Chlorellaceae. The record is from RefSeq and is a predicted model, not a curated record.
AUGCCAUGCAUCAUGGCCAAUCCUCAAACGAUGCAAUGGCGAGUUUCGGCCACGUGGGCGGUGGGCAAAAAGGCCAAGACGCGGCAUUUGCCGCAUUUCAAACAUCUGAUACCAUACGACAGCGCAAUGCAGCAGGAGAUGGAGGUGCAAAACCCUCAGAAGACUAUGGGCGAUCAAGAGUUCGAGGAGGCCUUCGCCAGGUACUCUGCAGCGCUGGACGAUGACGAGGAGCACGUGCCGACGCUGUGCAACCGCAGCCUGACGGCGCUGAAGCUGGGACGCCCAGAGGAAGCGCUGCAGGACGCGGAGGCGGCCCUGCACCUGCUGGCAGAGGCAGAUGAGGCGCCGCCGCCGGGGCAGCUGGCCAAGGCGGUGCACCGCAAGGCGGAGGCCCUGCUUGCCCAGGGAGAGCUGCUGGAGGCAGUGCGAGCUUACCGUCAGGGCCUGGCGACCUGCCGCGGCUGCCCCGAGCUGCAAGCCGCGCUGCGGCUGGCAGCUGAGGAGCUGCCGGUGGGCUGGCUGGCCAAGUACUGGGCCCGGCAUGUGGAGGCGGCGCAGGCGCCCAACCCGCUCUCCAGCCGAGACGGCCGCCUCAUCAAGCCGGUGCCACCCGAGCUGCGCCUGUCGGAGGAAGACCUGGUGGCGCACCUGGAGGCUGCGCUGCACCCGCUGCAGGACGAGGCCCGCGACCUGCUGUGCGAGGCGUGGGCGGCGGGGCAGCGCCCCGCCCGCGCCGAGGCCGCCUUCCUGCGCGGCGCCGCCUACCAGGCUGCCGGCAACGCCAAGCAGGCGCUCAAGGACGCCCGCUUUGCCCUGGUGUACGGCCCCCAGCUGGACGACCUGCCCCCUGCAGCAGCACCAGCAGCACCAGCGCCAGCAGCGGGGCCAGCAGGCGCGGGCUCCAGCGGCGCGAUGGUGCUCAGCAACGGCGGCGGCGGCGGCGCCGGCGGCGGCGGCGUGGUUGCCGAUGCGCUGCCUCCCGGCGCGGGCGCGGGCCGCACCUCGGCCUGGCCCGCGGCGCUGGCCCUGCAGUCUGCUGCGCUGGAGGCGCUGGCUGACAAUGUGCUGGCUGCGCUGUCCAUGGCCCGGGCUGCCGAGCUGCAGCCCGAGAGCGAGGAAUACGCGGCGGCCCUGGAGCGCCUGAUGCGGCGCAUCCCAGAGGAGUGCGCGGCGGCGCUGCAGGCCAACGGCGCGGCCGGGCUGGAGGCUCAGCUGGCUGGGGAGCGCGAGGCGGCGCGCCCCGAGUACCUGCGCCAGCGGCCCAAGUACUACUACUAUUACGAGUGGAUGAGGAAGCGCAUCAGCGCGCAGUACCCCGCCCUGCCCGAGCCUGUGAUGGACAAGAUGCUGGCGCUGGAGGCCAACGAGCUGGACAUGGUACUGCAGUAUCCCAAAGCCACGCAGAUGACGGUGGAGCGGCUGCUGGAUGUGUACCGUGAGCAGGGAACCGAGAAGCUGGAGACGUAUGCGGUACCACUGCUGUCCUGGCAGGACUACCAGGACAUCAGGGAGGAAAGCGCAGCCGCCGCCGCGCUGCCAGCCGGCACCUCCGGCAGGCUGCUGCAGGGCGGCAGCGGCGACAGCAGGCCGCGAGCUGUCGCUCUUGGGCCCGGCGGUAGCCAGACUGGCAGUGGUGGGAGCGGCAGCAAGCCUGGCACCGCCGCAGCGGCGACAGAUGCCAGCGGGCAGGCGGCGCCGCCGACGCCGCCCGCGGUGCCGGAGGCGGCGGUGGGCCAGGACGAGGGCCAGGAUAUGGCGAGCGAGGCGGGCAGCCUGGACAUUGACGACCUGUGCGGCCUGGACUGA